CUCAUUUCUGUACACGAGCUGACACAGCGUUUGACGAUGGCGUCUAUGAAGAUGUGGUAUCUCUUGCUCCUCGCUGCCUUCCUGCCCAUUGUUCCCACAGUUGCUGAAGUGGUGAAGUCGGUGUCCGACUGUGAGCAGUUUCUCCUUGACGCAAAGCCACCUCAGAUCCCAGGAAUCUUGGAGGGCGGCCACAUCCUGAACCAGAACCGAUACAAACCCAUUUGCCAGACUUUUAUGAAAAAGAGAACAUUUGUGACGCUUUACGACCUCAAGAACAAGAUUCCAGUGUUUUCUGCUUUAAAGUACAGAGGGAAUGGAAGAGGGAGGAGACCUCAAAACGACUGGAAGAUUGAGCCACAGCUUGAGAACGAAGAUGACAACAACAAGAACAUGUGUGAUGUAGACAAAAACAAGACCUACACCAACCAGGCUGGGAACAGUGAUUACAGAAACAAUGUAAGGUUUGACAGAGGCCAUUUAAUUCCAAGCUCUUACGGAUUCAACAAAACGGACAAAAGAUCCACCUUCACCCUGACCAACAUCGUUCCACAAGCAAAAACAUUCAACCAAGGAAGCUGGAACAGAAUGGAGCAGUGCAUCAAAUGUGUUAUGGACAAAUACUGCAUCAACAACAACAAUGCUACUGAAGGCUUUGUGGUAACUGGAGCGCUACCCAACAUCACAAACUUCCUCAGAAACAGGAUUAAUAUUCCCACCAUGCUCUGGUCAGCCUUCUGCUGCUACAGCUCCAAAACAAAGACUUGGAUAGCAAGCGCGCACUGGGGUGACAAUGUUCCUGAUGAAUCUGACAACAAAUAUCUGCAGACUAAGACUCUGGAUGAACUCCAUCAGAAACUGAGGACAGCAGACUCUGAAUUUAAGCCGUUUCCUGGAACACAGUGCCCUCUCCAAACAACCGUUACUAAGUUUUACCCUGAACUUGAAAACUGCAAAUGCCCACCCUCCACUUUAACCCCUUCUGCCCCUCACACCUCAACGUCUUCCCCUUUCACCUCCUCAGCUGUCCCACUCACAAAUGCAUCCGUUCCUGUACCUACAACAUCUGGCCCUUCCACAUCCACAUCUGGUCCUCCUACUGUAACAACUGGCCAUCCGUACACCGCAUCUUGUGCAACAUCUACAUCUAGCCCAUCUGCAUCUACACCUGGCACUAAAACCAUCCCACCUGGCCAACAAACAUCUAUCACAUCAUCCCCUUUCACCAUAAAAUCUGCCCUUCUGCCAUUUACAUCUGGCUCACACAUCAUAACAUCUGGCCCUCACACAUCUGGUUUGCAUAUCACAUCUAGCCCUCUAACAUCUGGCUCACACAUCAUAACAUCUGGCCCUCCGACAUCUGGCUCACACAUCAUAACAUCUGGCCCUCACACAUCUGGUUUGCAUAUCACAUCUAGCCCUCUAACAUCUGGCUCACACAUCAUAACAUCUGGCCCUCCGACAUCUGGCUCACACAUCAUAACAUCUGGCCCUCACACAUCUGGUUUGCAUAUCACAUCUAGCCCUCUAACAUCUGGCUCACACAUCAUAACAUCUGGCCCUCCGACAUCUGGCUCACACAUCAUAACAUCUGGCCCUCACACAUCUGGUUUGCAUAUCACAUCUAGCCCUCUAACAUCUGGCUCACACAUCAUAACAUCUGGCCCUCCGACAUCUGGCUCACACAUCAUAACAUCUGGCCCUCACACAUCUGGUUUGCAUAUCACAUCUAGCCCUCUAACAUCUGGCUCACACAUCAUAACAUCUGGCCCUCCGACAUCUGGCUCACACAUCAUAACAUCUGGCCCUCACACAUCUGGUUUGCAUAUCACAUCUAGCCCUCUAACAUCUGGCUCACACAUCAUAACAUCUGGCCCUCCGACAUCUGGCUCACACAUCAUAACAUCUGGCCCUCACACAUCUGGUUUGCAUAUCACAUCUAGCCCUCUAACAUCUGGCUCACACAUCAUAACAUCUGGCCCUCCGACAUCUGGCUCACACAUCAUAACAUCUGGCCCUCACACAUCUGGUUUGCAUAUCACAUCUAGCCCUCUAACAUCUG
Molecule: messenger RNA, 2059 nt
Organism: Micropterus dolomieu (smallmouth bass)
Lineage: Eukaryota; Metazoa; Chordata; Actinopteri; Centrarchiformes; Centrarchidae
Product: flocculation protein FLO11-like
Exons: 3
Molecular function (GO): hydrolase activity; nucleic acid binding; metal ion binding
Source: RefSeq, a predicted model, not a curated record